Messenger RNA from Bipolaris sorokiniana ND90Pr, 649 nucleotides. RefSeq lists its product as uncharacterized. The transcript has a single exon. NCBI's taxonomy places the organism in Eukaryota, Fungi, Ascomycota, Dothideomycetes, Pleosporales, Pleosporaceae. The record is from RefSeq and is a predicted model, not a curated record. Bases 112 to 639 code for a protein of 175 amino acids.
GUGGCGUCGGGGUAGCGCCGCGGCGCGGGCUGUGCGUGGAAACAGUACGGAAUAGGGGGAGGUGGUGGAUAGCGUCGACAUUGGCCGCCGUUAUGAGUCGUUUAUUGAUACAUGCUGGACGAGCCAAUCAGGGCGAGGAUGCUGGAAAGAAACGAAAUGAGUUUGACAGCCUCCCUACCAAGCGACUCAUGUCGUCUCAGGAUCUCGACUCCCAUGCUAACUCUUUUGGGAGCCCUGUCGGCUAGUGAGCGACUUGUGCACGCCGAAUCUGCUCAAUCACCCACUAGGCGCGAUUCUCCUGAAGCUUAUGGUCGCCAGCCGCAGGACGGCAGAGAUGCGGGCUGGCAGGCUGCACAAACAUGCAAGAGGGCGACGCCAAUGUUGAGCGUCUUGGUCAAGUGGAUUCAGUUACGCGUCGUGGCAUCUGUAGGCCACACCGCUCUUGGCUCCAUCACUGAACACCUGAACAAAGCGACGGUUAAGGGACCAUCUCGAAGGGCUAGCAUUGCGACACCCCCGAGGCCCGUCAGCCCCGAGAUUUGCUGUGUCCACUCAUUGACAUAUCGAGGAGCCUCCCCGCGUGCGCGCAAAAAUAGCCACCUGCUGAAAGGAGAGGGCGCGAAUUCAAGCCGUCUGUAACUGACAAUGC